Molecule: messenger RNA, 1817 nt
Organism: Clupea harengus (Atlantic herring)
Lineage: Eukaryota; Metazoa; Chordata; Actinopteri; Clupeiformes; Clupeidae
Gene: pax1b
Product: paired box 1b
Biological process (GO): regulation of transcription by RNA polymerase II; anatomical structure development
Molecular function (GO): DNA-binding transcription factor activity, RNA polymerase II-specific; RNA polymerase II cis-regulatory region sequence-specific DNA binding
Source: RefSeq, a predicted model, not a curated record
AUGGUGCUUGUCAAAGGGGAGCAGCCAGAUACAGGAAAUUAUUGCGUGGAUGCUGGCGAGGACCAAUGAAAUCGAAGAACAAAAAUGUAACUGGAGAAACGGACGUGAACAAGGCGUCAAAUCAAUCUGAGCACACUUCAGCCUCUGAGAUGGACACUCUUCCUCUUCUGGGGCAAAGAUCAUUGGGAUCGCUUACCUUAAAUCACUGAUUGUCAGCUCGUUUUAAAGGGGAAAAGGAGAGCACUACAGACCGGGACACUCGUGCAAGUCCUGUCCCGAUGUUCAGACGCAAGAACCAGCGCUUUUUUGCAACUGGAAAUUACCUGUAAAACGUGUAUCAAGGAGAGCAUGCGCAAAUGGAUCAAACAUACGGAGAAGUCAACCAGCUGGGGGGUGUAUUCGUUAAUGGCCGACCUCUUCCCAACGCUAUCCGAGCAAGAAUCGUAGAGUUGGCCCAGCUCGGAAUAAGACCAUGUGAUAUCAGUCGACAACUGCGCGUCUCGCAUGGUUGUGUGAGCAAGAUCUUGGCGAGGUACAACGAAACUGGUUCGAUUUUACCAGGUGCUAUUGGAGGAAGUAAGCCCCGAGUAACAACACCCAAUGUCGUAAAAAGCAUUAGGGAAUACAAGAUAUCGGAUCCUGGAAUAUUUGCUUGGGAAAUCCGUGACAGACUUCUUGCAGAUGGAGUUUGCGACAAAUACAACGUUCCGUCAGUUAGCUCCAUUAGCCGAAUUCUGAGGAACAAGAUUGGAAAUAUGUCUCAACCGAAUCAGUAUGAAACCAGUAAGCCACAACCUCCACAGAUACCGUACAAUCAUAUGUAUCCCUACUCAUAUCCCAAUACAAUGUCGCCUACCGGGAACAAGCUGGGGAACGCACCUGGAGUGCCAGUGGGAGCAGGGCAUGUCAGCCUAUCACGGGCCUGGUCGUCGAUGCACACUGUUAGCAAUUUUUUAGGCAUCCGGGCCUUCAUGGAUCCGUCAGCUAUUGCUGGAGCUGAGGGUUACCAGCCGAAGUUAGAGGACUGGACUAGCAUGAACAGAGCCACAUUUCCAUCUGCACACGCCAUCAAUGGCAUUGAAAAGUCUCCCAUAGAGGCGGACAUGAAAUACCCACAGUCUUCGUCUAGCCUAUCCAGUUAUGUUCAAGCUUGUGCAUACUCUCCAGCCAACCAAUACGGGGUAUAUGGUGGUAAUUAUGUGACUGGACACCCGUGGCAGUCCCAAGGAGGUACGCUGUCUCAUCCCAACAACGCCACAUCCAUGCAUGCGCCAAGCCUGCACUCACCUAUGGCCUUCAAGCACUCGUCACGAGAAGCUGGAGACAGAAAACCUCCGAGUCCUCUGAGCAAGCACCAGCACGAGACGCUGAGUAGCGUCCACGGGCUCGCGCUCACUACCUCAGGCUCCUAACUGCAGCACAUACUCAUGGAAUCCCAAGCCGAGUUGCUACCAAGGAGAAGGGAAAACACGAUUUUGGGCAUGCACUUUCAUGACUUCCAGUAAGUUAAGAGGUUGUAAUAAGCCAGUUAGUCUUGUUUGGCUCCUCUCAAACUGUUUCGAAAGAUGGGACUGCAAGAUGGAAUGCCUUGAUUUAAUUUCUGCAAUAUUUGCAGGGGUCUUUGUCUUUUGACUCGCCCAACUUAAGACUUGCCCAAAAGAAAUACACAUGGUGGCACAAUACAAAUGUUUGUGGCACGUAAAGAAAUGUAUAGCCGUAGAGGGUCGAUGGAAAAUGUUACCUUAUUUGCUCCUGAGCAUGCAUGCAUUAAAGCAAAACAAAAUGUUUUCAAGCCGAGGAGCCAGAAUGUAUUGUAA